This is a messenger RNA of Talaromyces marneffei, 837 nucleotides long. RefSeq lists its product as uncharacterized. Gene Ontology annotation, molecular function: trans-aconitate 2-methyltransferase activity. Lineage: Eukaryota; Fungi; Ascomycota; Eurotiomycetes; Eurotiales; Trichocomaceae. The record is from RefSeq and is a predicted model, not a curated record. The transcript has a single exon. The coding region runs from base 1 to 837 and encodes 278 amino acids.
AUGUCAUCCACAGCCACAACCGCAGGACAAGGAUACAGACAAGCUAAAGACUGGAACGCAAACCAGUACCUCAAAUUUGAGCAAGAGCGUACACGACCUGUCCGCGAUCUUCUAGCUCAGAUUCCUGCCUCUUCUCCGCGACGCGUGGUCGAUCUAGGAUGCGGCCCUGGAAACUCGACGGAGGUGUUGGUCUCAAAAUGGCCGGAUGCGAGAAUUUCGGGAAUGGAUUCGUCGCCAGACAUGAUCGAAAAGGCUCGCGCCAGACUACCAAGUGUGGAGUUUGAGCUGGGCGAUUUGAAUACUUGGACGCCUACCAACACAGAAGAAAAGGUGGAUGUAUUCUUCUCAAACGCCGUGUUUCAAUGGGUCCCUUCCGAGAAAAGACUACCCCUGAUCAGCCGAUUCAUCGAAAUGCAAGCCCCCGGCGGCGUGUUCGCGUUCCAGGUACCAGACAACUUCCUCGAACCCUCGCACGCAAUGAUGCGCGAGACGGCUUCGGAGGCCAACAAACCCUGGACCGCAACACUAAAAGAUCGACAACCGGCCUUGGCCCGAUUCCAGUCUACGCAGGAGAUUUACGAUGCAUUGUCACCAUUGUGUCAGACGAUAAAUGUCUGGCAUACGCAUUAUUACCAUGUGCUGGAGAAUCAUGAGGCGGUUGUAGAGUGGGUGAAGGGAACGGGGUUGAGGCCGUUUGUUGAUCCGUUAAGUGAAGAAGAGAGGAAGGGGUUUGUAGAGGCGUAUUUGGAGAGGAUCAAGAAGGUGUAUCCGGUUUCGGUGGAUGGGAAGGUGAUACUCAAGUAUCCGCGGUUGUUUGUUGUUGCUGUUAGGAAGUAG